Oreochromis aureus is the source of this 827-nucleotide messenger RNA. RefSeq names its product programmed cell death 1 ligand 1-like. Gene Ontology annotation, cellular component: external side of plasma membrane. Gene Ontology annotation, biological process: positive regulation of T cell proliferation; negative regulation of T cell proliferation; immune response. The record is from RefSeq and is a predicted model, not a curated record. The transcript has 3 exons. Lineage: Eukaryota; Metazoa; Chordata; Actinopteri; Cichliformes; Cichlidae. The coding region runs from base 34 to 531 and encodes 165 amino acids.
AAGAGACAUUUGUGUCCCUGAUGAUAAGGAAAAAUGUCUGGAACAGUGGGAGCCCUAAUCAUAUUAUUUUACAGUAUUGCAGAGGUAUCACAAUCUGUCCACGUGAACCUCACAGCCACUGUCGGACAGAACGUCACUCUGCCAUGUCGAGCUCCAAACAACAAGGUGAUCGGAGUUGUAGAGUGGAACAGAGCUGACCUGGAGGAUCAGUAUGUGUUUUUGUUCCUGGAUGAUCAUACUGAUGCAGCCAAUCAGCAUCCAUCUUUUAAGGGCCGGGUGGAUCUGCAGGACAGACAGAUGAAGGAUGGAAAUGUGUCUUUGAUUCUGAACAAUGUGAACAUUAAUGACACUGGAACAUACGAGUGUCGUAUCAAGACAGGAACAAAUCGCAAGAGGAGAGCUCAUCUGAAGACCGACCCCAUCAGCAUCAUCUACCUGAGUGUUGUUGAUCCUCCAGGUCAGCCAGGAGGAACUGCUGGACGGACAGUUGGUCUGUCGGUGUUUGCAUUCUUGUUGCUGUUCUACGUUUGAAUUUAAAAAAAUUUAAAAAAUAGAAAACAUCCUCUUGGUGGUAAGUUACAAGUUCAAAUGUUUCACGUCUGUAAAUGUCCUGCUGGUGUGAUCAUGUCACCAAGCUGAAUGACUGAUCUGAGGACGGAAGAAUUUCCAGAUUCAAAGCACAUCGUGAAUGUUCCCUGUGAACCUCAAUAACUAUAGAAAAGACAUGUUGUUGAGGGUGUUAACAAAGUUUCAAGGAUUUCUGCUCCCAACUGUGCAGAGAAAUAUAUGUGACAUCUGGAUAAGGUUGGGUUCAGUGCUUUUCUUUG